AUAAUGCUUGCUCAAAGUCACUCACUCUUCCCACCUUACAGGCUCAAAUCAAAUCUACAAAACUGUUGUAAUAAAACAAAACACAAUCCAGGUACACAAAUUUCUCCAAAACCAAACUCCUGUUCCUUACAUCGUCCUUUGUCUUUUGACUCUUUUCUCUGCCACUCUCUCUCUUUUUUUUCAUCCAACAUAAAAAACAAAACUUUAGCACUAGAUGAUGGAAUAUUCAACAAAAGUUUAAACAUUUUUCUGCGUCUUCAAUCAAAUCUAGUUGCAUUUCAAUAAAAAGUUUCAAUCUUUUUUCUGUUUCUCUCUGACCCUUCAACAUGGGUAGAAGUUUUGAGCCAUUUCAAGGUGACAACACCUUUAUGAUUCCAUCACCAUUAGAACAACCACCAUAUUAUUUUCAACCUCACCCACCAUUUCCACCUAUCACAGUUUCUACUCUAAGAUCUAAUAAUAAUAGUAAUUUCAGUUUUAACAAUAGCACCUUAAAGGUUAGUCCAGGUAUUCUUAUAAUCAUUACAAUUUUAGCUAUUGUUUUCUUCAUUUCUGGUUUGCUUCAUCUCUUAGUUAGAUUUCUAUGGAGACCUCAGAGUAGAGACCCUGAUGAAUUGGAUGAUGUUACUGCUCUUCAAGGGCAAUUGCAACAGCUUUUUCAUCUUCAUGAUGCUGGUGUUGACCAAUCAUUCAUUGAUACACUUCCUGUGUUUCUUUACAAAACUAUUAUAGGAUUGAAAGUGAACCCUUUUGAUUGUGCUGUUUGUUUGUGUGAAUUUGAGCAUGAAGAUAAGCUUAGGUUGUUGCCAAAAUGUAGCCAUGCUUUUCAUAUGGAGUGUAUUGAUACAUGGCUUUUGUCUCACUCUACUUGUCCUCUUUGUAGAGCUAAUUUGCUCCAUGAUUUCAACACAAACAAUUGUGGUUCUCCUUUGGUUCUUGUUCUAGAAUCUGGUAGUGAUACUUCAAGGGAAAUUGUUCCAGAAAGAGAGGCUGCAAUUUCUACAGGUAGUGUUGUUGGUAGGACUAGUUCAGUUAGGACAUCAAAUUCUCAUCUUGGUUGUUGCGGAGACGGUGAAAUCGGAGGUGAUUUGGCUUUGGUUGAAAACGUUCCUGAUCCAAAAGUUGAAGUUGGAGGAGAUGGUGUGGAGAAAGUUGUUACUGUUAAGCUUGGAAAGUAUAGGAAUGUUGAUGGUGGAGGGGAAGGAAGUAGCAGCAACAAUGUGGAUAACAGAAGGUGUUUUUCAAUGGGAUCAUUUGCUUAUAUUAUGGAUGAAACUUCAUCAUUGCAGGUACCAAUUAGAACUCCAAUAAAGCAGCAAUUGAGCAAGAAGAAGAAGAAUGUUUUACCUUUGAUUCCAGGUCAUAGGAUUGCAAUGUCAGAAUGUGAUUGUGAAUCUAGAAGAGAUUUCAAAUUUGCAAGCUUUGAUUCAGCCAGAGCUGAGGAUGUUGUUAAAGGUAGUACUAGUGAGGGUGCUGGUAUUGGAAGGAGUAGAAAGGAGAGUUUUUCUAUAUCAAAGAUUUGGCUUAGAGGAAAAAAAGAUAAGAAAAAUGGUGAUGUAACUGAUUCAUCUAGAAGAGCUGUUUCAUUUAGGUUUCCAUUACAAAGCAAUGUUGGUAGUGGUAAUGAUGAUUUGAAGGGUAAGAAUGGCAUGUUUCAUACAAGGAGUACUGUUUCUGAGAUGGAUUUUGGAAAAUGGGAAAAUGGAGGAGGAAGUGAAUUUAGUGGAUAUGAUGAGGAAAAUCAAAGCUGCUAUAGUAUGGAUUCUCAAGCUAGAGCACCUUCAUUUGCUAGAAGGACUUUGCUUUGGCUCACUGGAAAACAAAAUAAGGUUGUUCAUUCAUCAACUACUUCAACCCUCUAGUUCUUAUCUUUCUAUUAUCUUACAAUUGUAGAAUAUAGAUUUAUUAAACUAGAUUUUUAGUGGUAGAAAGGUGCAGGAGGAAAAAAAAUAUAUGAUUAGUUUGUGGGAUUUGAAUACAUCAGAGUUCUACAUGAAUUUUUUCUGUUCCAUUGAGUAUGAGUCCACCUUAGUGGAGGUGAAAACAAUGUUAAGAGAUUCUUUUGUUCACCUAGCCUAUGUUUGUUUUUGCUGUGGAUUGGGUUAUCGCGGCGUGCGCUCAUUGAAAUCUUCAAUUUGAUGCGAGAAAAAUGUAUCAACGAUACUAAACAUACAUUUCAAUUUCAGUUUUCAUUUGAUA
This is a messenger RNA of Medicago truncatula (barrel medic), 2199 nucleotides long. RefSeq names its product RING-H2 finger protein ATL13. Bases 327 to 1862 code for a protein of 511 amino acids. Lineage: Eukaryota; Viridiplantae; Streptophyta; Magnoliopsida; Fabales; Fabaceae. The record is from RefSeq and is a predicted model, not a curated record. The transcript has a single exon.